AUGUUCCCAAACUCAAUUUUGGGUCGCCCGCCUUUCACUCCAAACCAUCAACAACAUAAUAACUUCUUCGCCCUGUCACCAAGUCUUUAUUCACACCAGCAACUUAUAGAUGCACAAUUCAGCUUUCACAAUGCAGACUUGUCUAGAGCUGUGUCACUACAGCAGUUGACGUAUGCGAAUGUCAGUCCAGUACAGACCUCAGCUUCCCCGUUAUUCCGAGGAAGGAAGAGAUUAAGCGAUGAAAAGAAUCUUCCUCUUGAUGGUAAACGGCAGCGUUUUCAUUCACCCCACCAAGAGCCAACUAUAGUUAACCACAUAGUGCCUUUAUCAGAUGAAAGAAGAUACUCAAUGUCACCAUUGUUUCACACACACUAUGUACCAGAUAUAGUCAGAUGUGUUCCACCUUUUCGAGAAAUAUCAAUUUUAGAACCUAGAGAAAUCACACUGCCUGAAGCCAAAGAUAAGUUGAGUCAGCAGAUACUGGAGUUAUUUGAAGCAUGUCAGCAGCAAGUAAGUGAUUUAAAGAAGAAAGAACUCUGUCGAACAGAGCUUCAGAGAGAAAUUCAACUGUUAUUUCCACAAAGCAGACUUUUUUUAGUUGGGUCUUCUUUAAAUGGAUUUGGUACUCGGAGCAGUGAUGGUGACUUAUGUCUAGUUGUUAAAGAGGAACCAGUAAAUCAGAAGACUGAAGCACGGCAUAUACUCACCUUAGUCCACAAACACUUCUGUACUAGACUUUCUAGUUACAUUGAGAGACCUCAGUUGAUUCGAGCAAAAGUGCCAAUUGUGAAGUUCAGGGAUAAAGUCAGUUGUGUGGAGUUCGACUUGAAUGUAAACAAUAUUGUUGGAAUAAGAAACACAUUCCUUCUCAGAACUUAUGCAUACCUUGAAAAUCGAGUUCGUCCGUUAGUACUGGUGAUUAAGAAGUGGGCCAGUCACCAUGAUAUAAAUGACGCCAGUCGCGGUACUUUAAGCAGCUAUAGUCUUGUACUGAUGGUUUUGCACUAUUUACAAACCUUACCUGAACCCAUCCUUCCAUCCAUCCAAAAAAUUUACCCAGAAUCUUUUAGUCCUUCUGUACAGUUGCACCUUGUACAUCAAGCGCCAUGUAAUGUUCCUCCUUACCUCUCAAAGAAUGAAUCAAACCUUGGGGACCUCUUACUGGGCUUUCUGAAGUACUAUGCUACAGAAUUUGACUGGAAUAGUCAGAUGAUUUCAGUUCGUGAAGCCAAAGCCAUUCCCAGGCCUGAUGGUAUUGAAUGGAGAAAUAAAUACAUCUGUGUAGAAGAACCUUUUGAUGGAACAAAUACAGCAAGAGCUGUGCAUGAAAAACAGAAGUUUGAUAUGAUCAAGGAUCAGUUUUUAAAGUCAUGGCACAGAUUGAAAAACAGAAAAGAUUUGAACAGUAUACUACCUUUAAGAGCUGCUAUCCUGAAAAGAUAA
This is a messenger RNA of Rangifer tarandus platyrhynchus (Svalbard reindeer), 1443 nucleotides long. The record is from the annotation of a GenBank genome assembly. Lineage: Eukaryota; Metazoa; Chordata; Mammalia; Artiodactyla; Cervidae.